Messenger RNA from Cimex lectularius (bed bug), 1489 nucleotides. It is a transcript of the gene muc, whose product is annotated as dihydrolipoyllysine-residue acetyltransferase component of pyruvate dehydrogenase complex, mitochondrial. The record is from RefSeq and is a predicted model, not a curated record. Gene Ontology annotation, molecular function: dihydrolipoyllysine-residue acetyltransferase activity. Gene Ontology annotation, biological process: pyruvate decarboxylation to acetyl-CoA. Gene Ontology annotation, cellular component: pyruvate dehydrogenase complex. The transcript has 8 exons. Bases 79 to 1239 code for a protein of 386 amino acids. Lineage: Eukaryota; Metazoa; Arthropoda; Insecta; Hemiptera; Cimicidae.
UUACAAAUAAACUUUAUUGCAGGAGAAAAAUUAAACGACGGUGAUUUAUUAGCUGAAAUUGAAACAGAUAAGGCGACCAUGGGGUUUGAAACACCAGAAGAGGGAUAUCUGGCCAAAAUAUUAGUUCCAGCCGGUACCAAAGAUGUUCCUGUUGGAAAACCUGUAUGUGUGAUUUGUGAAAAUGAGACAGACAUUGGAUCUUUUGCCAAUUUUGAAGAUAAAAGUGGUAGUUCUGUGCCGAAAAUGCCAGUCUCUCCGACUCUUUCAACACCAUCAACACCACCGCAACCGCCAACUCCUACUCCUUCCACUGUCACUCCAGCUCCUGCCACUCCAGCUCCUGUCACUCCAGCUCCUGUUACUUCAAGAGCUUUGACUGAAAAGGGAAGAGUGUACGCCAGCCCGAUGGCUAAAAAUUUGGCAGAAAAGAAAAAUUUACGGCUGGAGGAUGUUGGUAAAGGAAGCGGAAUUUAUGGUUCGGUGAAAGUUGCAGACUUGCAAAUGUUAAAGGACAAAACAGUCUCACAACAACUACAGAGUGCCACUUUUCCACCUUACGAAGAUCAUCCUAUAUCUGGAAUGCGAUCUGCAAUCGCCAAAAAACUUCUACAAUCUAAACAAAUAUCUCCACAUUUUUACACUAGUGUCGAAUGUGUUAUGGAUGAAGUUCUGUUAUUAAAAUCAAAAUUGAAUGCUGUUUUAGAAAAAGAAAAACUUAAAUUGACAGUUAACGAUUUUGUUGUGAAAGCUACUGCUCUUGCAACGAAGAAAGUCCCUGCAGCCAAUUCUGCUUGGCUGGAAACAGUCAUUAGACGAUAUAAGUCUGUUGAUGUGUGUGUUGCUGUGAGCAUAAAAAGCGGUUUGAUAACUCCCAUCGUUUUUGGAGCAGACACUAAAGGUUUAAUUGAAAUAAGCGAAAACAUCAAAACUUUAUCUAAAAAAGCCAGAGAUGGGACUCUGCAACCGCAGGAAUAUCAAGGCGGAACCAUAACUGUAUCCAAUAUGGGCAUGUAUGGCGUUCUUCAUUUCUGCCCUAUAAUCAAUCCUCCACAGACCUGCAUCUUGGGAGUUGGAUCAAGUCAUGAGAAAUUUGUACCUGUCAACAAAGUCGGGGUAGUUAAAAACGUUAUGGUUGUUACGCUGUCUGCUGACCAUAGAGUGGUAGAUGGAGCUAUAGCUGCUCAGUGGCUGCGAGCUUUUAGGGAAUUUAUAGAAGAUCCCCAUAAAAUGCUUUUAUAAUUAUUUGGGGCUAUUGAAAAAAUUCUUUCGUUCAAAAAGAAGAGAUUGCAACUAGAAUGACAUGCACAAGCGAUGACUUUGACUACUUUCGUCAAAAAAAAGAAACCAGACUGUGAAAGUGCAGAUCUUGCCUCAUGAAUGCCAAACUAGAUUUUAUGUUUGUUUCAAAUACUCGUAGGCUUGUGUAUAAGUAAACAAGUGGUAUUUAUAUUGAUUAUUAAAAAUAAAGCUUGUUUGGUAUUUCUGUUAA